Messenger RNA from Pundamilia nyererei, 921 nucleotides. RefSeq names its product peptidylprolyl isomerase (cyclophilin)-like 3 (gene ppil3). The transcript has 6 exons. Gene Ontology annotation, biological process: protein peptidyl-prolyl isomerization; protein folding. The record is from RefSeq and is a predicted model, not a curated record. The coding region runs from base 164 to 649 and encodes 161 amino acids. Gene Ontology annotation, molecular function: peptidyl-prolyl cis-trans isomerase activity. Lineage: Eukaryota; Metazoa; Chordata; Actinopteri; Cichliformes; Cichlidae. Gene Ontology annotation, cellular component: catalytic step 2 spliceosome.
ACUGUUAGUGCCAGUGACUCUUUUUUUCUUUCUUUAAUUUUUCAAUUGUCUGCGCCUCUCGUUUUGUUUGUAAAAAUUCCUUGCGGAACCAUUCACCGCUGGAUACCCAUCCCCACACGGACAUGUUUCUUCGACACACUUGUUCACAGACGCAACAUUUGAAAUGGCUGUUACACUGCACACAGAUCUAGGAGACAUUAAAAUUGAAUUGUUCUGUGAGCGCACACCGAGGGCAUGUGAGAACUUUCUUGCUUUGUGUGCCAGCGGCUUCUACAAUGGUUGCGUCUUCCACCGAAAUAUAAAGGGCUUCAUGGUUCAGACCGGAGAUCCUACAGGUACAGGUAAAGGAGGAACAAGCAUGUGGGGGCGUAAAUUUGAGGAUGAGUUCAGUGAACACUUAAAACAUAAUGUAAGAGGAGUGGUCUCCAUGGCAAACAAUGGUCCCAACACGAAUGGCUCCCAGUUUUUCUUCACUUAUGCCAAACAGCCUCACCUGGACAUGAAGUACACAGUGUUUGGAAAGAUCAUAGACGGCUUGGAAACACUGGAUGAGCUGGAGAAGCUGCCUGUGAAUGAAAAGACGUUCCGGCCACUGACUGAAACUCGGAUAAAGGAUGUCACCAUUCAUGCUAAUCCUUUUGCUGGAUAGCAGAUUUUCACUUUCAUAUGAUACAAUGCUUGUUGCCUUGCUAAAGUCGAAAUACUUUUCAAAUGGUAGAACUGGAGAGUCCACUCACAUGCCCAGACAGUGGGCAGAGUGCUGACUUCAAAGCUACAAAGUGUUAAAUUGUCUUAACUUUUAUACGGUGUAGUUCCUCAUUUUGCAACUUCAUGUAAAAAGUAUAUAUAAAUCAGGGGGAUGUCUUGUUUCCUUUAAACAAUAAACUUUGUAAACAAAAAAUAAAAUAUGGAUGUAACCAC